UUGAUUGGCCAGUUGUGACAACAACUGUCAUUACAAGUGUCAAAGUGACAUUUCAAUAAUUCAAAGUUCAGUUUUUGGUGAAAGUUCGUAAAAAUGGGUAACCGCUCGUCUCUGCUGCUCCGUGAGGAGGAAAUCGCCCAAAUCCAGGAGGAAACAGGAUUCACCCCCAACCAAAUCGAGCGUCUCUACUCCCGUUUCACGUCCCUGGACCGUGGGGAUUGUGGCACUUUGAGCCGCGACGAUUUCCUCCGAAUUCCCGAGCUCGCAAUCAACCCUUUGGGCGAGAGAAUCGUCAAUUCGUUUUUCCAGGAGGAAGGCUUGAACGAUAGGGUGAAUUUCAGGCAGUUUAUGCGCGUUUUGGCCCACUUUAGACCCAUCAAGAAGAACAAAGAGAAUAAACUGAACUCGAGGGAGGAGAAGCUGAGAUUCGCUUUCAAAAUGUACGACCUUGAUAACGACGAUAUGAUCUCAAAGGAGGAGCUUUUGGCGAUCUUGCACAUGAUGGUGGGGGCCAACAUCAGCGAGGAACAGUUGACCAGUAUUGCAGAGCGCACUAUCGUGGAGGCUGAUGAAGACAGAGACCAAAUGAUUUCAUUCGAGGAGUUUUGUAAUGCGUUACAAAGGACGGAUGUCGCCCAAAAAAUGAGCAUUCGCUUCCUGAACUAGGCGUGUAAUGUAUGUGUAAUAUAUUUAUUAUAAUUGUAACACUUAACCAGAGAUAUUUUCUUGUUACUAUUGUACUUAAUAAAUAAGAAUAAAGUAGUUUAAGCCGUUGAA
Messenger RNA from Tribolium castaneum (red flour beetle), 777 nucleotides. RefSeq names its product ethanol sensitive with low memory (gene elm). Gene Ontology annotation, cellular component: plasma membrane. The record is from RefSeq and is a predicted model, not a curated record. Gene Ontology annotation, biological process: positive regulation of sodium:proton antiporter activity. NCBI's taxonomy places the organism in Eukaryota, Metazoa, Arthropoda, Insecta, Coleoptera, Tenebrionidae. Bases 94 to 666 code for a protein of 190 amino acids. The transcript has 3 exons. Gene Ontology annotation, molecular function: calcium ion binding.